Messenger RNA from Pollicipes pollicipes, 691 nucleotides. Its product is annotated as striatin-interacting protein 2-like. The transcript is spliced from 6 exons. NCBI's taxonomy places the organism in Eukaryota, Metazoa, Arthropoda, Thecostraca, Pollicipedomorpha, Pollicipedidae. The coding region runs from base 83 to 691 and encodes 202 amino acids. The record is from RefSeq and is a predicted model, not a curated record. Gene Ontology annotation, biological process: cytoskeleton organization. Gene Ontology annotation, cellular component: cytosol.
UGUCCGUGUUUUACAACAAACGGUUGAGUGUGGUGAUGAGUUUCCAGAGCUGGAUUUCCAGUAUGAGGAUACAGAAUCUCACAUGAAUGAAAUUGCAGAGCUUUAUAGCUACACAGAAGUGCCUGAAUUCCAGAUAAACUUGAAGUGCUUCGACGAGCUGAUGAGCGAGCAUGGCUUCGGGAGAUGCUGGCAGAGCAUGCGCGACGAGCGGCGCCGGGCUGUGGUCCUCAAACUCAUGGAUCGUCUGGACCUCUCCAGGAGGGAUGCCCGCAUGAAAGCGAUGCGGGCGCUGCUGUAUAUAGCCCAGGGCUGCUGGGCCGAAGUGCAGUCGGACGAGGAGCAGGCGAGCUGGGCCAGAACCAACGUUAUGCUGCUAUACAAGUGCGGUGUAUUCUCCGCCUUCCUCGAGCUACUCUACCUCGAAAUCGAGAACGGCACGACGGCCAGCGCGGCGCUGCGCAAGCUGGCCGUCUCGCUGGCCGACUCCACGGACCUGCGCGUGGUGCUCAGCGUGCUGUACAUCAUGGUGGAGGUGAUGCGCGUGCCGGACGAGCUGGACCCGUGCACGCAGCUGCGUGAGAACUUCAAGGCCGAGCUCAUGCUGCCGCAGGACAACGGUGAGCUGGUGGUGGUGACGCUGCUGGGCAUGGUGGCCCGCUUCUGCAGCGGCGCCACGCGCACUUCCCCAUGA